This is a messenger RNA of Rhodotorula toruloides NP11, 3027 nucleotides long. RefSeq lists its product as uncharacterized. The coding region runs from base 1 to 3027 and encodes 1008 amino acids. The transcript has 3 exons. Lineage: Eukaryota; Fungi; Basidiomycota; Microbotryomycetes; Sporidiobolales; Sporidiobolaceae. The record is from RefSeq and is a predicted model, not a curated record.
AUGGCCAGCUUCUCGCCAAACACCCUGUUCGACCCAGACGAGCGCCUCGACUGUGCACGGUAUUUCCUGGACAAGGCUGCGCAUGGUGGACAGGCAGAGUUGCAGGAGUUGGCGGCUUUCCUCCUCCUCCUGGAGGUCGUCGCCUGGCUUCAAGUGCAGACAGUGGCAGGGGGGCGACUGCUGGGCGGUGAAGGGGAGCAGGAAACGGAGAAGGAGACAGACAAACGCGCCGCGGGUGGCCUGGCCACGGGUCAGGACGUGGAGGGCGUACGAACGGCGUUAGGAGGCACGAACGAGGGAGGCGUGAGCGGGUCUGCAGGAGCUGACGCAACGUCUGCUGAAUGGAAGACUCGGACAAAGUACCUGACCGCCGUUUACCUGGGCCAGCCUCAGUCCGCGGAAUCCCCUGUACUUCAGCCACCGCUAGCGCCACCGUCGAACUCUGGAGCACUCCUGCACGACGUCUGCUCCUGCGCACGGCCGGCGCGGGAGUCGCUCCUCUCGCUCGUUGACGUCGGCCUCGAUUCCCUCAACACGUCCACUCUCCCACAACCGUCUGCCUCGCCCCCCUCCUCUCAGCUAGCGGCCAACGUGCUUGUGAACCGGCUCCCCUCUUCGACUCUUCCUCCGCCCCUCCCCUCGUCGACCAUGUCCAGCCUCACCGGCUCCCUCACCUCGCCCGCUAUUAAACGUUCCGACGCGUCACGUCGUACGCUCUCGACCAUCCUCGGCCACUACGUCUCUUCCAAGUCCUUCGGGGUGCACGACGUAGUCGAGGAAGGGAAAGUCUGGUACGCGCAAGACUCGCAGGACGACGAGCGCAUCAAGCGGAUCUACCCUUCCUCCGGCGCAGCUACAUCGUCCGUCAGUGCCGUCGCUUCAGACGCGUCAGAGGACGAAGACGCCGAUACUCGCAGCAUCGCAACCGGCAUUCGCGAGGCGCAAGAGUCGAUCGCGAGGAAGGACAAGAAGCUCGAGUGGCUGUUGGGCAACAACUUUCAGAAGGGCUGCAACCGGUCCGACCCGCCGGCGUCGACGUCCACUCCGAAACGCUGGAGGAGCACCACGACACCGACCUCGUCGUUCGGAUUGUCCAGCUCGUCGACCAUCCGAGGCGACCCAGCCCCGAUCGCACCGCCCGUCAGCCGCACGAGGGAGACGUCGUACGAGUCGGCGGGUUCGAACGACGCGACUUCUCGUCACAGCCGGAUGGUCUCUAGGUCAUCGACUGCCCCGCUGCUCGCUCGCCGCUCGAAGGACACGCUCGAGCCCGCCCUCGAGCCGGCCAUCGAGGGCGAGCCGAUGCUCGCAGAUGCUGUCGCGGACGUCAAGAUCACCGACGACUCCGAGAAACCCUUCGCCGAUCUCGCACCUGCUCUGCCUCACUCUGCUUCGAGCAACCGGCCUCCCCUCUCGCCUCGCCGUUCUUCGCUCGACUCGUCGCUCGACCAGCACCUCGGCACGGUCCCUGAACGAUCUCGCCGCGCUGCGCCGCCUCCUCCGCUGAACAAGAACGCGUUGAGCGCCAACCAGAAGCGCGAACUCGUCAGGCGGAGCAAGAAGCUCGAGGGGUUCUUCGGCGCUAGCUUCCACGAGGAUGCGGCGAGGAAGGUGCUGGUGGAGGCACGUACGUCGACGAGCGGCCAGUCUGAGGUUAGCCCGACGACCGCGACCUUCGCACGUCAGGAGUUUGCGAACUCUGCACAAGGCGGGCGCCGGGAUUCGCUCGCUCCGCCAACUGCCGGUUGGGCUGGACCCACGCCCGGCUACUCCUUCGGCGCGUACCGCCGACCCUCGCUCCUCUCGAACUCGUCCUCGCACUCGUCGAUCCACCUCGCAGCUUCAGCACGAGGCUCGACCGGUUCGGCCUCGCCUCUCGCCUCGCCCCGCUCGCCAACCUUCCCGACCGCUCCUCGGAUGCAGCGAUCGUCCUCCUCGCCCUCUCGCCGCUCAUCCUCCUUCUCGUCAAUGACCUCGCCCGAAUACGCCUACUUCUCUGCCGAGCCUCGCAGGCCGAGCACGCUCGAGCGCGAAGAGCAGCAGCGCUUGAGGGAGGAACGCAGGAAGAAGCUGGAGAAGGUGACGCGCUUGCUGGGCGAGCGAGUACCGGCGCAGCUUGUGGUCGGCAAGCAACAGGGCGCUCUGGAGGCGUCCAAGACUGAGAUUGGAGGUGCGACGAUGACGAGGUCAAGGAGCAAAGGCGGCAUGGGAGGCAGGCUCAAGGGCAGGCUUGGCUUCGGUGGACAUCAUGGGCACGCUUCGUCCGACAAACCAGGCGAGGGCGGGAACGUUGGCUGGGACUAUGUUCAGCCGCAAUGGACGGCGCCGACGGACCAGGUCGAUGGCGGGGACACGGUUCGGACGGCAGGAUCGGCUGUCGAUGCCCUCACCAAGGCGAGGAAGCUUGAAAAUCUCUUCGGCGACCUCCCGCCGCCUUCGCUUUACCUUGCUCCUGCGCCUCCAACCUCCUCCUCGCACCCUCAUCGACCCCUUCACACCUUCCGACACCGGCGCUCAGUCUCCGACAUCACUGCUUCAUACUCGCCGUUCUCGCCCCAUGCGACCGCGGGCGGCUGGGCGCCCAAGCCUCCGCCCAAUGCUCCUCUCUCUCGUGCUCAGACCCGCAGUACAGUCAACUCGCUCCGUCAGAGCAUUGCCUCGCUAUCUUACGCCAUGGAACGCGAUCCUGCCGCCCUGGACGAGGUCGUGCGCGCCUACGCUUCUUCGUCUGAGGACGACUUGUCGACGCCCCAUGCCGCCCUGUUCGACCCUUCCCUUUCGGGGGACGAGGCCGAAUCGUUCCAUACCCAGGACGCCCCCGUCAUGACGCGAUCUGCCUCAGCACAGAGCCACCGCGCCGUUAAGCAGGCGCACAAGCUCUCACACUUUUUCGGCACGACGCGCGGCGAAGUUUGGCGGAUGUUGCUGGACGACAUCCAGGCGUCGGUUCUCGAGGACGAGACUGUCGACGAGGACGAGCGCGCCGAGCUGGUGUCUAACCUCGACCGCCUGCGCGAGAAGGUGUGA